AUGUCCUCGAGGGUGUCCACCGUCCUCACCGUCGCCGGCGUCACCGCCCUCGGCGGCCUCGUUGCAUACGCUGUCUACUUCGACUACAGGCGGAGGACCGAUGGCGACUUCCGCAAGCGCCUGCGGAAGGACAAGAAGAAAGUCAAAAAUGCAACGCAGUCGCAGGCGGGCGAGGCCUCAGCUUCUGGAGUGGGUCCGGAGGAGCUGAGAGCGGCCCUCGACAAAGUCCGAGAUGAGGAGCUGCCACCCGACCCGGAGGCCAAGGAGCAAUACUUUAUGACCCAUGUUGGUAUGGGUGAACAGCUCUGCGCGCAGGGUCCUAUGUUCUACCUACCCGCUGCGCUGUCAUUCUACCGUGCUCUCCGGGUGUACCCCUCACCUGUAGAGCUCAUCAUGAUUUACCAGAAGACCGUACCGGAACCCGUGUUCAAGAUCAUCAUGGAGUUAACUCAGCAGGACGUGAGUGUGCCUUCGUCCACAGAGGGUAGUGUGCAGCGUGAGGCCUCGGACGAGGAUGAGACAAGUCCUACGAGGUCGGGUCCUCCCUCGGAGGCUUCAUCCCAAGAAUGGGACAGGCUUACUGAUCCGGGCAGCCAGCCUAUGCAACGUUAUUACGACGUGUUCCCGCCUAAGAGCAUGAAUGUGUCUGUACAACCUGCACCCGGCGAUGCCAGCAAAGUUCGCAAAAUUCUCGUCGCUGAGAAAGAUUUCGAGCCUGGAGAUGUCAUCUACAAGGAGCGGCCUAUCGUUGCAGUUCUCGACCCAGAUCUUCAAGCUCAGGGCACAUACUGCAGCCACUGUUUCCGUUACAUCCAAGGCGACUCGGCUAUUCGUCCUGAAUCCGAUCGUCUCGGUUCUGUCUACUGCUCGGAGGAUUGCCAGGCCAAGGCCAAGAUUCAAUCUCAUAACCUCCUAUUCGGUCUCGACCCCGUUCUCCCUCCAGAGCUCGACCAUGGACAGUCGCAGCUGUCAAAGCCUGCCCGGGAAGCAGCCCAGUCGAAGUUUACGGACUACAUCAAGAAGGAAGGUCGCUCAAUCCCUCUGCUCUCUGCCCGGUUCGUUGCGCGACAGAUUGCAAUCGAGACUGCGAAAAUGCUGCCGAUCAAGACGGGCCCGGUCGUUGAAGAGCUUGCGGAGGCCUCGAUCGGCGGUACCGACUACAGCUUGUAUGAUCACAUAGAGCGCUUGCGGUUCGUCGAGGGCAAGGCCUCCGAGAGCGAGACGAAGCUUCUGUGCGAUGUUUUGGGUGCUGCUCUGCCCGGCCUCGAGCAGUCGGUCACGGAAGAGCGAUUGGCUACGUACCAGGGCAAGUUGGCAUACAACGCUAUUGGUGUCUGCUACUCCGGCGGAAGGGAUGACAAGCCCGACUCCGGCAAGCGCCCCGAAGAACAGGAACGAAUGCGUACGCCGCAUGGCACAUCGCGACAGAUUGGCAGUGGUCUUUACCCGGUCUCGGCUUAUAUCACGCACUCGUGCGCGCCUUCCGCGAGCCCGUCGUUCAGCUCCGGCACCUCGGAGCUGUCUCUCAUCGCGUCGAAACCCAUCAAGAAGGGCGAAGAGAUCACUAUGGCUUAUGUGGAUGUCUCGCAGCACCCCGACGAGACGCCAGAGCAGGCCAAGCGCCGCCGCCGUAUCGAGCUCGCUCGUGGAUGGAGGUUCAAGUGCGAAUGCGAGCGAUGUCUCUCCGAGGCCACCGACGGCAACGAGAGCGAUCUCGGCGUCGAGAAGGAUGAGUCGAAGGUCGAGGACGUGGUGAACCGUGUCGAGGCGGGUGCUGAGACCUACCUCACGGACAAACCUCAGUAA
Messenger RNA from Rhodofomes roseus, 1806 nucleotides. Its product is annotated as MAS20-domain-containing protein. The record is from RefSeq and is a predicted model, not a curated record. Gene Ontology annotation, biological process: tRNA import into mitochondrion; protein targeting; protein import into mitochondrial matrix. Gene Ontology annotation, molecular function: protein binding; transmembrane protein transporter activity. Lineage: Eukaryota; Fungi; Basidiomycota; Agaricomycetes; Polyporales; Fomitopsidaceae. The transcript is spliced from 9 exons. The coding region runs from base 1 to 1806 and encodes 601 amino acids. Gene Ontology annotation, cellular component: mitochondrial outer membrane; mitochondrial outer membrane translocase complex.